UUAAAUCCGAUAUCAAAAAAAAAAGUGGUCAAGAAAAGUCAGACCUCUGUCCGUGUGGGUUCUAUCAGUUUGUCACACUCCGGAAAAAGAGAGGAGAAAGACUCACUAGCCUGGUAUAGAUUUCUCAAAAAAGAAAAAAGAAAAAAAAGCCUGGUAUAGCAAGAAGCAAUUUGCAGACUGCAGAGACUUCCUUCCACGCAUUUUAUUCCAUUAUAUAUUCCGAUCUUUUGUCAUCCUUUUGUGGAUUCUUUCCUUUCUAAAUCUGAGAAAAUGAUUUUGGAGACUGUGGGAGGAGCAUGCCUUUCUCCAUUGGUUCAAGUGCUGUUGGACAGGUUGGCUGUUCCCCUGAUCAUUAAUCUUUUCCAAAACCGGGAUUUCGAUGAGACACUCCUGGAGAGGCUGAAAAUGGUUCUGCUGACUGUUAACGCAGUGAUCAGUGAUGCAGAGGAGUCGGAGAUCACGAAUGUGGUGGUGAAAGACUGGGUCAACGAGCUCAAAGAUGCUGUCUAUGAUGCCGAUGAUCUGUCGUGCGAGAUCCAGACUAUAGCUUUGCAUUGCCAAUUGGAAGACGCUAAGGUCAACCGGGAUCAGGUAACAGGUCAAUUCUCUGCUCAUCAUCCAUGUUAUGAAGAUAUAAAAUCCAAGCUCUCACAUAAUGAAGAUUUAGAGUCCAGGCUAAAAAAGAUAGUUGAAAGACUAGAAUCUUUAUCCGAAAAAAUUGAUCUUCUCAAUCUAAAAAGAAGUGUCACUCGGAAACCACCAAUUAUGUUACCUAUGACUUCUUUAGUAGAUGAAUCUGAAGUAUUUGGUAGAGAUAAAGAUAAAGAAGAGCUAUUAAAAUCUUUGCUUGCUGGUACUGUAGCAGAAAACAGAAUCCCUGUAAUUGCAAUAGUUGGGAUUGGUGGGGUUGGCAAGACAACCCUGGCUCAACUUUUGUAUAAUGACUCAGGGGUUAAGGAACAUUUUGGUCUAAGAGCAUGGGCUCAUGUUUCAGAAGAAUUUGAUGUCUAUAAAGUAACCAAAAUCAUUUUCGAGUCUGUCACUUCAAAAAUUUGUAAUCUGACAGAUCUGAAUAUUCUUCAAGUUAGACUAAAGGAGAUAUUGACGGGGAUGAGAUUUCUACUGGUUUUAGAUGAUAUUUGGAAUGAGAAUUUUAUUGAUUGGGAUUUUUUGUUAAGCCCCUUAAAGGCUGGACACUGCAGCAGUAGAAUUAUUGUGACAACUCGUAAUCAAAAUGUUGCAUCAACCAUGGAGCCUCUUCUUACUUACAGGCUGCCACAUUUGUCAGAUGAAGCUUGUUGGGAAUUAUUUGCUAAACAUGCAUUUAAGACUAGCACCCCUGAAGAACAUCUCAUCUUAAAAAGAAUUGGUGAGGACAUUGCAAAGAAGUGCAAAGGCCUGCCUUUAGCUGCAAAAACACUCGGGGGCCUCCUGCAUCCUGAAGUGGAAGCUGAGCAAUGGCACGCAAUACUGAAUAGCAAGAUAUGGGAUCUACCUAAUGAUAAAAGCAGCAUACUUCCUGCUUUAUUAUUAAGCUAUUAUCGUCUUCCUCCACAUCUCAAACGAUGCUUUGCUUAUUGUUCAAUAAUUCCCAAGGGUUUCAAAUUUUACAAAGAAAAUUUGAUUCUCAUGUGGAUGGCAGAAGAUUUCUUGCAGCAGCCAAAAGGUCAAGACACAAUGGAGGAUGUUGGGACCGUGUAUUUUCACGAACUAGUAUCAAGGUCAUUUUUUCAAUUGAGUCCUGAUAAUCAGUUUGAGAUGCAUGACCUUGUCAACGAUCUAGCUCAAUUUGUGUCGGGAGAAUUUUGUCUCAAGGUUGAGGAUAGCAAGCCAUGUGGAGUUUCGGAAAAGGUUAGGCAUUUGGCAUUCUUGACGAACCGAUUUAAUGGCCCUGAGAAAUUUGUUCACCUUAGGGAACUGAAGUCUCUACGAACCUUCCUUCUACUAGCCUCUUCAAAUGGUAGUACCCGGCCUGCCUUCAGUCACAUAUUUCAUAAUUUGUGGUUGCAAAGUAACAAAUACUUACGGGUGCUUUCUUUUUCAUAUCAUGCGAUCAGUGAGCUACCUAAAUUGGGCAAGUUGGUACAUUUACGCUACUUGGACCUUUCUCACACUCUUAUUAAAGAGGUACCCAGCUGGACAUGUUCUUUGUAUAAUUUGCAGACGUUGUUGUUGUCAGGUUGUUAUCAACUCACCUCGUUACCAGCAAACAUUGGAGACCUCAUUAAUUUGCUUCAUUUAGAUGUGAGGGAAACCAACUUAACAAAUAUGCCACAGGGAUUUGGAAAAUUAAAGAGUCUCCGAGUGUUGACUAAUUUUGUUGUAAGCAAAGACCGUGGUGCAAAUAUCAAUAAAUUGGGAAAUCUUCCACAUCUUCGUAAGACACUCUGCAUCUCAAAACUGGAGAAUGUCAACGAUGCAACAGAUGCUUCAAACGCCAAAUUGAAAGAAAAGAAUCAUCUUAAUGAGUUAGUUUUCCAAUGGAACUCUAACACUCAUGAUGAACAAACUGAAAUAGAAGUGCUCAGAAAUUUGCAGCCUCAUGAAAAUUUGAUGAAGCUUACCAUUGAAAACUAUGGUGGUACAAGGUUUCCCGAGUGGUUAGGUGAUGCCAUUUUCGCUAACAUGGUAUUCCUACGUCUUACCAAGUGCAAAAAAUGCACGUCCUUGCCACCACUGGGACAGUUAUCUUGUCUUCAAGAGCUCUCAAUCUCAAAUAUGGGAGAUUUAAAAAGGCUGGAUUCUGGAUUUUAUGGAAAUCCCCACUUUAGAGCCAAGCCAUUCAGAUCUCUGAAAACUUUGUUGUUUGAGAACUUGCCACAGUGGGAACAUUGGGAACUGCUUGCCAAUGAAGAUGAACUCUUCCCUUCCCUCCAAGAGCUUCAAAUACAACAAUGUCAUUCAUUGAUUGGGAGCUUACCCAAGCACCUUGGUUCCUUGACAAAAUUAGUGGUUUCUGGAUGUAAGAAGCUCGAGGCUUCAAUUCUAAUGGCCCCAACUUUGAUAGAAAUGAAGCUGCAUGGCUUGGAUAAACUGAAGACCCUACCAGAGGAAUUGUUGAAAGGAAAUUCCAGUUUUCAUCAGCUGGAAAUAAGUAGCUGUGAUUCUGUUGGAUCCCUACCCCUAGGCUUAUUAACCAAGCUCCAGUCUCUUUAUAUUAAGGACUGUAACAACCUCAAGUUCCUUUCAAUUCAGAAUGCGGUUCUCAAAUUUCUUCAAGAAAUGGAAAUCAAGGAUUGCCCAAAUCUGGAAUCACUUCAUGAGGGGGGGUUGAACACCUGCCUCUGUUGUCUCCAAACUUUGAAUUUAUCUGGUUGCCCGAAGCUCUCUCAAUUUUCAAAAGGUAGUUUGCCCCUUAGCCUAAAAUCUUUGUGUAUUACCAAUUGCAACAAUCUCACGCCUACAAAGGAAUGGGGUUUACACGAAAUGGUCUCUCUCACUUGUUUUGAGAUUGAAGGUGGAUGCAGUGAUGUGGAAUCGUUUCCGGAAGAGGGGCUGUUGCCUAGCACUCUCACUUCUCUCCGAAUUAGCGGACUUCCAAAGCUCAAAUAUCUCAAAAAAGGGCUUGCAGACCUCACUUCACUUGAAAAGCUCGAUAUCAACUGCUGUGAGGAGCUUCGGUAUUGGCCUGCAGAGGGAUUGCCCACCACUCUUACUUCUCUUCUUCUUAGCACACUUCCAAAUCUCAGGCGCCUAGUCAGAGGGCUUAAGGACCUCACUUCGCUUACAAUGCUGGAUAUUAUCUGCUGUGAUGAGCUUCGGUUAUUGUCAGUAGAGGGAUUUCCCCCCAGUCUGCUUUAUCUUAAUAUCAAAAACUGCUCUCAGCUAGGCCCACAAAUAAAGGAAGAGAAAUAUCGAUCCCAGAUUUCUUCAGAAACCAGAGUAUGCAUUGAUUAGGGAAACACCGAUGGAAGCUGAAACCAAAAAAAAAAAAAUUGUUAAGUUGUCCAAUUCGUAGGAACCUAAGAUUGACCGGGAUUUUUAUAUUUGGUGAACACCCUGCAAUGAAGUUUCACACUUUUCACCACCUACAAAUUAACUCCAUCUACAGCAUGAGAACAUGAUGAGUCCUAGGUGCUGAGCAAGAUUUGUUCCAACUUGUUGGAUGUGAUUAGGACUCGUUGGAUUUUGUUUUUGUUUUUGUUUUGUUUUUUUUUUUUUUUUUUGGAGAAGAAGACUGUAGUAUUAUUCAAUAAUAAUUGCUGCAUCGGCUAAAACUACAACAUGGAGGUGUGGAAGAAUAUCCUCCAUCCACACUGAGAACUCGCUAACGUGUCUAGCAUUUCUAGUAAUGUUAUGAGUACAGAAUUACCUUGAUGUCUAAUAUGUUGAAAUUCAAUAGCACAAAUUUUUUUGCCAAGGACUUCACCUCUUUGAUCAAGUG
This is a messenger RNA of Quercus robur (English oak), 4384 nucleotides long. Its product is annotated as putative disease resistance RPP13-like protein 1. Lineage: Eukaryota; Viridiplantae; Streptophyta; Magnoliopsida; Fagales; Fagaceae. Gene Ontology annotation, molecular function: ADP binding. Gene Ontology annotation, biological process: defense response to other organism. The transcript has 2 exons. Bases 271 to 3897 code for a protein of 1208 amino acids. The record is from RefSeq and is a predicted model, not a curated record.